This is a messenger RNA of Oncorhynchus nerka (sockeye salmon), 2139 nucleotides long. RefSeq lists its product as uncharacterized. The transcript has 8 exons. The coding region runs from base 641 to 2053 and encodes 470 amino acids. NCBI's taxonomy places the organism in Eukaryota, Metazoa, Chordata, Actinopteri, Salmoniformes, Salmonidae. The record is from RefSeq and is a predicted model, not a curated record.
UCUGCUCGAUCUAAACACAAUUAUCUUCAGAUUCAAAAGAAGGGAUCUCAGAAUCAUCAUAGAAAUGUCUCUAAGCUCUGUGGUCAUUCUUUACUCACUUUGUUGACGUACUGUAUAUUUUCUUCUUACAAUGCACCCUAGUCGUGGAGCAACUGGAAAUGACUGGCAGAAAAUAGUGUCUCUGUCUGAAUUUAAGUCUAUGAUUGAUGCAUACAUUGUGGACACAUGUAAUUACUUUAAAGUUUUGCAGUCAAUUGUCAUUGCAGUCUCAGUGGCAGAUAUAAUGGAUUAGGACAGAGUGAGAGGGUGUCUCCUUCAGCUGCAAAGACAAUGAUCAGUGUACAACGCAUGUCUACUGGUACAAGAAGAAGGAGGGAGAACAUUUUACCUUGAUUCUUGAGCUGCGGAAGAAUCAAGCUGUGAAUUAAUGAAAAAGAAAGUGUUUUGCACCACCGGAAGUGACAUUGUCAGAGGAACUGUUUGAGACGACACACUCCAGCUGGUUUUUCACCUCUCAUCUUCAUAAUCAACUAUAUGAUCCAAACCAUAGUUCAGUAAAGAUCUGUUAAAUCAGUCUCAUGUUCAGUGUUAUUUAUAACGUCUAGCUUUUCAAUUCCCCAAAUCUUAAUAUUCACUGAACAUGGACUGUGGUAUAAUAAUAUUCUCUAUUUUUCUGGUGGCUGCUUCAGGACAGCGGCUACAACAGGACCAGAUAUCAAAGACUAUGAGAGAGAAACAGAGUGUCUCCUUCAGCUGCAAAGUUACUGGUCGGUGUUUGGGUAACCUGGUCCACUGGUACCAGAAGAGAGAGGGUGAACCCUUUACUUGGAUUCUAUACUUUGAUUUUGAUGACAAUUCUAUCAGUCGUGAUUCCACUCAUCCUCAGAGAGCAGAUUUCACUGUUGGGAGGGAGUCUGACACCAGUGAGCUGAAGAUCCAGUCAGUUAAAGUGUCCUAUUCUGCCACCUACUACUGUGCCUGCUGGGACUCGUCAACCCACAGUGAGAACUUAGAAGCAGCAGGACAUUCCGCUGUAGGAGCGAAGCUCCGCCACCACGACUCGUGCCUGGAACGCCUCGGGACUGCCAUGGACGAAGUGCUCCGGGCCUGUGAUCUCCACCUUGCCCGUCAUGCCUGGACGGCCUCUGAGAAGGACAAGGUGGCCUUUGUAAUCUCGGUGCUGACAGGCCGGGAUCUGGAGUGGGCGCACACCAUCUGGGAGAGGGACGGGCCAGAAGUGCAGUCCUAUGACAGCUUCACACAACUCUGCCGUGCCAUCUUCGACCAACCUACAGAGGGCCGAGUUGGAGGCCUUGUUGUCCGCAGCGGACUACAGGCGGAUGUCCAGACCGAGCUGGCCUGUCGCAAUGAGGACCAGCUCAUUGCCAUGGCCAUCCGCUUGAAUAAUCUCCUGCUUGCCUGUCGUCACCCAUCUCGGGGGUUUGGGUCUGUCCGAGGAACCUCCAGCGAGACUGAGCCCAUGAAGGUGGCACGACCCACCUUCCCCCUGAGGAACGUCAACGCCGCCAUUAACAGGGUCUCUGCUCCGACUGCGGGGACUCGGACCACCCCUGGAACACCUAUCCCAGAAGGAGAACCAGACAAUCACGUACGUAAACCCAAAGUGACCGUCUACCCAGCGUCCAACCCUGAGUCGAAUGGGAAGAUCACCCUGCUAUGUCUGGCUAGAGACAUGUUUCCAGACUUGGUCAAGAUCUCAUGGGAGAUGGAGGAUGAAUGCGGUCAAACAGUGGAGGUGUCCAAAGCAGAGACGGAACAGCUGGAGCAGAGGGAGGAAGGGCGGACGACCAGUAUGAUCAUCAUUGAUAAAGAGAAUGCGUACAGGAACAAAUACAUAUGUUCUGUGGAGCAUGAAUGGGGCGCUCAAGAUAUUGACAUGCUAAAAGCUAAACGUGAUGAACAAAACGGAGCGAUUUCUCCUACACAAAUAAUAUUUUUGGAAAAACUGAACAUUUGCUAUCUAACUGAGAGUCUCCUCAUUGAAAACAUCCAAAGUUCUUCAAAGAUCGCUUCUUCUUCAUGUGCAGUCUGAACCUGGCCUCUCUGGUUUACACAGUGAUGAUAGUGAAGAGCAUGGUGUACUGCUGUGGGCUCUCUCUCCUGCUGCACCACAGGAAC